UCUCUCUUCUUCUAUUUUUUUGUUUUUUUAAAAAUAAUUUCUAUAUAAAUAUACUUAUUUCGUAUCAAGAAUCAUAGAUCGUGAAUUCAUUGCUUCCUUUGGCUUUUUCUUUCCUCUAGACGACAUUAAAACCAGACCAGACCAAGAAAUACAUUUAAUUAACUUCUUUUUCCCCUUUUUUCAAAAAUUCUCUCUUUUUGAUCCUAUCUUCUCCUCCUCUUUAUUUUCACUUUGGGGUUUGUCUGUCUCUUCUAUUAUGAGUCUAAGCGUCUUACUUGCUGUUCAAUAGUUUUUUCUUAUUUUGUCUCUCUGUGAAUUUCUCUAUUCGAAAAGAACCGUGGUUUUCCUUUUCCUUUGUUUUGUUAGUGCUAGCCUGCUAGGUCAGGGAAAUAAAAAUUAUGGGAAGAACACCUUGUUGUGAUAAGAAAGGUUUGAAGAAAGGUCCAUGGACGCCUGAAGAAGAUGAGGUUCUUGUUGCCCAUAUCAAGAAAAAUGGCCAUGGAAGCUGGAGAACACUCCCUAAGGAAGCUGGUUUACUUCGCUGUGGAAAGAGCUGUAGACUGAGAUGGACGAACUAUCUACGACCAGACAUAAAGAGAGGUCCUUUCACUGCUGAGGAAGAGAAACUAGUUGUCCAGCUCCAUGCCAUUCUCGGCAACAGGUGGGCUGCAAUUGCAGCACAGCUCCCAGGAAGAACAGACAACGAGAUCAAGAACUUAUGGAACACUCAUUUGAAGAAACGUCUUUUAAAUAUGGGUCUUGAUCCCAAAACCCAUGAGCCAAUAACUUCAUUUGGGUUAGCCAAGCAAGCUCCAUCUUCUCCCACAACUCGACACAUGGCUCAAUGGGAGAGCGCUAGAGUUGAAGCUGAGGCAAGGCUUUCUAGAGAAUCAAUGCUCUUCUGCCCUUCUUCCUCUGGAGCAGGAGUAAAAACUGAUUGUGAUCACUUCUUACGCAUAUGGAACUCAGAGAUUGGUGAAGCUUUCAGGAAUCUUGCUCCUUUAGAUGAAUCAGCUACUAGUCAAAGCCCUUGCUCUCGGACAACAUCCUCUUCAUCUGCACUUCAGAAGAGCUCAACAAAGUCUUUUGGAGGGAAAGAGGUUACUGUGGCGAUUCAUGGUUCUGAUUCUUCCCCAUAUUCAAAUAAUCUAGAGGAUGACUCAACAGACUCUGCUCUUCAACUUCUGCUUGAUUUUCCAAUAAGUGAUGACGAUAUGAGCUUUUUGGAAGAGAACAUUGACAGCUACACACAGACUCCUGUUGGUGUUGUUCCCAUGGUUUCUAAAUUCUAAUCUUAUGAAAGCCUAGCUAAGAUAAAGUUUGAAACUUUGGCUCUUUUUGGUCUUCUGAUUUUUGGGGAUCAGAAGUAGGGAUAUAGUAUCUAUGUAAAUCAGCAUUAGUUCAGCAGAAAAUAACUCCUUGACUUGAGUCAUCGAUCUUCUCUGUGUGAUCGAUUUGAUGAUAAUGCUUGAGAAAAAUGAAACAAUGAACAAAUAUAUUU
Messenger RNA from Capsella rubella, 1501 nucleotides. RefSeq names its product transcription factor MYB41. The record is from RefSeq and is a predicted model, not a curated record. The transcript has 3 exons. NCBI's taxonomy places the organism in Eukaryota, Viridiplantae, Streptophyta, Magnoliopsida, Brassicales, Brassicaceae. The coding region runs from base 399 to 1292 and encodes 297 amino acids.